Molecule: messenger RNA, 1673 nt
Organism: Otolemur garnettii (small-eared galago)
Lineage: Eukaryota; Metazoa; Chordata; Mammalia; Primates; Galagidae
Gene: FXYD6
Product: FXYD domain containing ion transport regulator 6
Exons: 8
Coding region: 157-444 (95 amino acids)
Biological process (GO): regulation of sodium ion transmembrane transporter activity
Cellular component (GO): membrane
Molecular function (GO): sodium channel regulator activity
Source: RefSeq, a predicted model, not a curated record
CGCCUCCCAGCCCGCCCCGACUCUUCCGAGGAAGGGAGGCGGGAAACAGCUCAAGCCUCUCCCACCGCCCUGCCCCCAGCCCCGCCACUCCCAGGCUCCUCGGGACUCAGCACGUCCUCGGGGAUCGUCUCGGAGGGGACCCGCCGUGCAGACACGAUGGAGGUGGUACUGAUCUUUCUGUGCAGCCUGCUGGCCCCCAUGGUCCUGGCCAGUGCAGCUGAGCAGGAGAAUGAAAUGGACCCUUUUCAUUAUGACUACCAGACACUGAGGAUUGGUGGAUUGGUGUUUGCUGUGGUCCUCUUUUCAGUUGGGAUCCUCCUUAUCCUAAGUCGCAGGUGCAAGUGCAGUUUCAAUCAGAAGCCCCGGGCUCCAGGAGAUGAGGAAGCCCCAGUGGAGAACCUCAUCACUGCAAAUGCAACAGAGCCCCAGAAAGCGGAGAACUGAAGUGCAGCCCUCAGGUGGGAAGCCUCCCGGAACCUGAAGGCAGCUGCUUGAACCUUUAGUUGCAAACGUCAAUGCUUAAGAAAACCGGCCACUUCAGCAACAGACCUUUCCCCAGGAGAAGCCAAGAACUUGUGUGUGCCCCCAGGCCUUGCCCCAUGCCCUCUAAUACCAUUCUUCAACUUAACGAUGUGACUAACACUUGCCCCCGCCCACUGCAGCCUACAGCCCCGUCCAUCUCCUGUGACGUGUCUCUGUGUGUGUGUGUUGCCGACUGUGGUCUUUGUGGCUGCUCGUUCAUGGAUGAUAAUUGUGUUAGUGAACUGUAGACUCUCUUCCCUGGGCGGGAGAUGAGCCUUGUCACCAUUGGCUCCCUGAUCGCUGUGGCCCUCCAUCAGCUCCCACUGCCAGACCAGCCCCUUGUCCAGGUUUAAGGUUGAGUAUAAGGUGAGAGCACGGGCGGGAGUCUCCAGUGGUCUUGGGACCUGGGAAGGUUUACAUCAUUCUUCACUUCUUUUACAAGAACCUCGCUUCCAUUUGACCCCGUCUGUUCUGAAGGUCUCUUAGCAAUUGGGGACAAAAAGCAAGGAGUAGGUGAGCCCCGUGUUGCCUCAGGCGGGCUGCACCCUUCUGUGGUCAUUCAUUCGCCUCCCAGGGCCUUCCUCUGGGGAGUCCCCAUCUGCCCUGACCCUUUGCAGAGCACCCAGAAUUCCGGGCCCAGGGCUAAUACUCUGCCCCUGGGGAAAUCUCCCCUUUCAUAUCUUCUCAGCAAUAACCCCAUGGGCUCUGGAACCCUUCCCCCUUGACCUUCCCUGGUUCCAAGACUUCAAUCUGUAGCCCAGCUCACCUGGACUCAGACUCCUGUCCCUGAAGUUGGUCUCUGGCAGACACUGGCUGAGGGAUUCCCACUCUGCUGGGGCUGGCAUGGGAGACCCCUGGUCAGGCACAGAGACCACCCCUGCAUCCAUCGCUCUGCCUGUCAGUGGUCAGAGCAGUGCAGAAGGGAGGUUAGAGACCUAGGGGCUCCCGCAGCCCUGCAGCCCUGCCCUGCCCCAGAGGGAACAGUGAAAGGUCCAAGGUCAUAAUGAGAGUGGGAACUUGAACCUGAUCCUGCCUUUCCUGUCCUCCAUGUUCCCCUGGAAACUAACCACACCGUGCUGCUGUGACCAGGCUGCUGUUCUCUGUAUCGUGAUCCAUCCUCUCAACAGAAACAAGGAAUAAACUAUCAUUUG